This is a messenger RNA of Oryzias latipes (Japanese medaka), 1923 nucleotides long. It is a transcript of the gene fhl2a, whose product is annotated as four and a half LIM domains 2a. Gene Ontology annotation, molecular function: transcription coregulator activity. Lineage: Eukaryota; Metazoa; Chordata; Actinopteri; Beloniformes; Adrianichthyidae. The record is from RefSeq and is a predicted model, not a curated record. Gene Ontology annotation, cellular component: nucleus; Z disc.
CUCCUCCCCCAUGUUCAAUUAGCCCUGUGUGGGUGGAGUAAUGCAAUCAGGAGUAACUAGAGCUCUUCCAGACACUCCUCUCUCAGUCUGCCCGGACUCAGCACGGACGUGCACUCCUCAAACAGGAAGGCGAGUGACCCUGUGACAAAAUGACCGAGCGCUACGACUGUCAUUACUGCAAGGAGUCCCUGUUUGGGAAGAAGUAUGUUCUCAGAGAGGAGAACCCCUACUGUGUGAAAUGCUACGAAAGCCUGUACUCCAACACCUGUGAGGAAUGCAAGAAGCCUAUUGGCUGCAACACCAGGGAUCUGUCCUACAAAGACCGUCACUGGCAUGAAGACUGUUUUAAGUGCUUCCAGUGUAAGCGCUCCCUCGUGGACAAGCCCUUCUCCACCAAAGACGAGCAGCUCCUCUGCACCGAGUGCUACUCCAAUGAGUACUCCUCCAAGUGCCACGAGUGCAAGAAAACCAUCAUGCCAGGCUCCAGAAAGAUGGAGCACAAGGGGCACAGCUGGCAUGAGACCUGCUUUACCUGCAAGAGAUGCCAGCAGCCAAUUGGCACCAAGAGCUUCAUCCCUAAGGACAACCACAAUUACUGCGUGCCCUGCUAUGAGAAACAGUUUGCCAUGCAGUGUGUGCACUGCAAGAAGCCCAUCACUACCGGUGGCGUGACUUACCGUGACCAGCCCUGGCACAAGGACUGCUUCCUCUGCACCAGCUGCAAGCAGCAACUGUCCGGCCAGAGGUUCACCUCUAAGGAUGACUUUGCAUAUUGUCUCAACUGCUUCUGUAACCUCUAUGCUAAGAAAUGUGCCUCCUGCACCACCCCCAUCAGUGGAUUGGGAGGAAGCAAGUACAUUUCCUUUGAGGAGCGCCAGUGGCACAACGACUGCUUCAACUGCAAGAAGUGCUCCGUGUCCUUGGUGGGGCGUGGCUUCCUGACUGAACGCGAUGACAUCCUGUGCCCCGAGUGUGGCAAAGACAUCUAAUUUAACCGAAACAUGACAUUUUAUUCAAUGAUCAACAAACAAAUGAGAAGAAUAUUUACUUCAGCAUCUCUACAUGCUGUUAAGCUAAAGACCUACUAAUAAGAUUUGGAUUUAUUCUACAGAUCAAUACUAAUAUCUGUUAGCAUGAAUAUGAAAAGCAUUUUAUUUAUGAAACAGAAUGAUUGCAGAAAUAUAAGACACUGCAUGAAGUGAAAUCUAAAUAUUUAUGCACACUUAUGUCUAAAAAUGUAUGUAGUAACAACUGUUUAACAGACUACUGCUGUAAGUAGAUCCGCAUUUUUGGGGGUUGAGUUUUUGUUUUGUCAAUUAAAGCUAUUCUAGUUUAGCUAAGAGGAAACUUACCAGACUUUGUUUUAUAGCAGAGAUACUCUAAAGAAUUUAAAAAAAAAAAAAAACCUGUGGGAAGAUGACACUCACGUGUAAAACUUUUAAGACCCACUCCAAUUAAAGUUGUGGCAUUUUUCUGAUGACAUAUUAGGAUAUAAGGAAAUUUGGUAGAAAUUUGCCUGUUUUUCUUCAUUCAAAUCAUUGUGAAUCAGGAGCAGAUGUAAAAAUGCAGUUUGAAUAAGAAGUAUUUGUCAGGUAGAAAAUAACCUGGUUGGGCCACAAGCUCUAAGCAACAGGGAGGGAAAGAGGGGGCGGGGUUUCUCCAGUCCCACCCACAACUCAGGAGAAUUUCUAACAAACUGCAGAAACUUUUGUUUUCUUGUUUUUUGGUUAAAUUACUGUUUUUUGCUGCACCUGAAAUCAUGCAAAAGCAGAAAAACCUGCUGUUGAAUUAAGUUUAUUUUAAAAAUUCAAACACGAAACCAAUUCAAAUAAUUCUAUGCAUUUUUUAAACAGAAAAAAACUAAACUGUACAUCAAAUAUAUCAACUGUAUUUACACAAAGCAAUAAAUAUACUUGAAAAUAA